Molecule: messenger RNA, 1577 nt
Organism: Salvelinus fontinalis (brook trout)
Lineage: Eukaryota; Metazoa; Chordata; Actinopteri; Salmoniformes; Salmonidae
Product: intermembrane lipid transfer protein VPS13B-like
Exons: 7
Coding region: 473-1036 (187 amino acids)
Source: RefSeq, a predicted model, not a curated record
UUGUCCUCCCUCCAGUCCAGAGGAGGGGUCUGGUCUUGCAGUAGGCCGCUGUGGAGGGGUUGUCCUGUCUUGUACUGAUAAGCUGAACAGACGCACAGUGUUGGUUCGACCCGUCAGCAAACAGGACUCCUUCAGCCACAUCUCUGGCUUCCUUCCUCCUACAGCAGCCAAGGUCCUGGAGGUGUCCUCUCACCAGCAGCACGGAUUCUUGUCCAUCACAUACACCCAGGCGGUCACCAGAAACGUCCGCCACAAGCUGACCACGCGGCUGGAACGACCGGGGUCUCGCGGGGCCCAGCGGCUGACGGAGGGCCCGGCUGACGGGUCUCCCCACUACCUGAGAGAGAUCCUGCUGACCGCCCAACCUUUUGACCUGGUCCUCUCCUGUCCCUUACUGGCCACCGUAGCCGGGGUGUUCCACGCCGCGCUGCCACGACGAUACCGGGACCUGGGCAAAACGGCGGGCCAGCCGAUGAGAAGUCACGCCCUGACGUCACGCAGCCUGCCGCUGCUAUAUGUCAACACAUCAGUGAUCAGGGUGUUUUGUCCCGGGAACCCGGACAGACAGGACAGACACACAGAGUCCCACCUGAGGAGAGAGAGAGAGGACACUCUGGUACUGAAGAUAGGAUCUGUCAGCAUGGCUCCGCAGGCAGAUAACCCUCUGACCAGAACCGUGCUACGAAACGACAUCUACCAACGAGCGUUGAACCUGGGCAUCCUGCGAGACCCGGGGUCAGAGGUGGAGGACCGGCAGUACCAGCUGGAUCUGCAGUCCAUCAACAUCGGGACCGCCCAAUGGGAGCAGCUCAAACCAGAGAAGGAGGGGUCUAAGGGGGGCGUGUCCACCGAGACAGAGAGGAACUCACAGAACCCUGCCCUGGAAUGGAACAUGGCCAGCAGUAUCAGGAGACACCAGGAGAGGAGAGCUAUCCUAACCCCGAUCCUGACUGACUUCUCUGUUCCUCCUCUUCCUCCCCCCCAGUAUCAGGAGACACCAGGAGAGGAGAGCUAUCCUAACCCCGAUCCUGACUGACUUCUCUGUUCCUCCUCUUCCUCCUCCUCUUCCUCCCCCCCAGUAUCAGGAGACACCAGGAGAGGAGAGCUAUCCUAACCCCGAUCCUGACUGACUUCUCUGUCAGAGUGACAGCAGCACCUGCCAUCAUAUUCAGCAAGCCCGUAUCCCCUGACAACAGACAAGUGGAGGAAGUGCUGGUGUGUGGUCACUCUCUGGAGGUGAAUGUAACAUCUAGCCUGGAGUUUUACCUCAGCGUGGCCCAGGUCCACCUGCUGCAGUGGCUGCUCCGAGCCAACAUGGUGGCGGGACAGGCCCCAGAGAAGACCAGCCAGGUAACAGCUGGUCACAUCCGUACUCAGGUUAACUAAGUCUUCUGUGUCACAUUGCCGGGCAAGUUAGUUGCAGCAGUAUUAAACACCGAACGUGGCAUACGCAAACCAACAACAUGUGAAGAGGUCUGAGUCGAUGAUAACAUGGCUAUAUACACUGGGUACCAGUACUGAGUCUAUAUACACUGGGUACCAGUACUGAGUCAAUGAUAACAUGGCUAUAUACACUG